Messenger RNA from Fopius arisanus, 1970 nucleotides. It is a transcript of the gene CCT8, whose product is annotated as chaperonin containing TCP1 subunit 8. The record is from RefSeq and is a predicted model, not a curated record. Gene Ontology annotation, cellular component: chaperonin-containing T-complex. The coding region runs from base 74 to 1720 and encodes 548 amino acids. The transcript is spliced from 4 exons. NCBI's taxonomy places the organism in Eukaryota, Metazoa, Arthropoda, Insecta, Hymenoptera, Braconidae. Gene Ontology annotation, biological process: protein folding. Gene Ontology annotation, molecular function: ATP-dependent protein folding chaperone; ATP hydrolysis activity; ATP binding.
GAUGACUUCACAUUACUCCGUUCGAGUGAUUUUCUUCGAGACACAUGUGACAGUGUUUAAUUAUUAUUGAAAAAUGGCUUUACACGUACCGAAGGCACCGGGCAUGGCCUCGAUGAUGAAGGAGGGCUCUCUGUAUUUCUCUGGUCUCGAGGAAGCAGUCUUCAGGAACAUCUCAGCAUGCAAAGAGUUCGCCCAGACAGUGCGCACUGCGUAUGGACCUAAUGGUAUGAACAAAAUGGUGAUUAAUCACAUUGAGAAAUUGUUCGUCACCAGUGACGCUGGGACCAUCAUCAGGGAGCUGGAAGUAGAACAUCCAGCUGCUAAGCUCAUGGUCAUGGCAUCACAGAUGCAAGAGGCUGAGGUUGGGGAUGGCACGAAUUUUGUCAUCAUGUUUUGUGGUGCUCUUCUCGAGGCUGCUGAUGAACUACUUCGUCUGGGUAUUACCACAUCUGAAGUGGUGAUUGGUUAUGAAGUGGCCCUUGAAAAAGCAAUUGAAAUUCUUUCGACCCUGGUGAUUCAUGAGAUUAAAGACGUAAGGAACGCCGAGGAGGUAAAGGCAGUGAUGAAGUCUUCAAUAAUGAGCAAACAGUAUGGGAAUGAAGAGCUACUGUCAUCUCUGGUCAGUCAGGCCUGCAUCUCCAUUCUCCCUGAGAAAACUACAUUUAAUGUUGAUCACAUACGAGUCUGCAAGAUCCUGGGAUCUGGCAUUCACGCAUCCCAGGUGAUCCAGGGGAUGGUCUUCAAGCGAGAUGUUGAAGGCGAUGUGACAAAGCACGAGAAGGCUAAGAUCGCUGUCUACACGUGUCCCAUCGAUAUUGCCACCACUGAGACUAAAGGAACUGUUCUCAUCAAGAGCGCCAAGGAGCUCCUCGAUUUCUCCAGGGGUGAGGAGUCACUCUUGGAGGGGCAAAUCAAGGCUAUUGCAGAUUCUGGAGCUAAAGUAAUUGUCUCUGGGGCUAAAUUCGGAGAUAUGGCUCUGCAUUUCGUUAAUAAAUACAAACUCAUGGCUGUGCGCAUUCCAAGUAAAUUUGAUGUUCGGAGAUUGUGCAAGGCUGUUGGAGCUACUGCUCUCACUAAAUUGAUCCCACCGACUCAAGAAGAACUCGGUUACGCUGACUCAGUGCACACUGAUGAACUUGGAGACACUGCUGUGGUAGUAUUCAGGCUCGAUGGAAAAGACAGUAAGAUUAGUACAAUCGUUAUUCGUGGGUCAACCGAGAAUCACAUGGAUGACAUCGAGCGUUGCAUUGACGACGGUGUGAACACAUUCAAGGCCCUCACCAGGGAUGGAAGAUUUGUGGCAGGAGCUGGAGCUAUUGAAAUCGAGUUGGCUGCCCAAAUUGCUGCUUACGCUGACACUCGUCCUGGAUUGGAGCAGUAUGCAGUGAGGAAAUUUGCAAGCGCCUUGGAGGUCUUCCCUAAGACUCUUGCUGAGAACACUGGAAACAGGGCUAAUGAGUUAGUUUCUAAACUUUAUGCAGCUCAUAAAGAAGGAAAUAAAACAUUUGGAUUUGAUAUUGAGGGCACUGGAGCUGCCGUACAUGAUGCAGUCAAAGCUGGAAUUUUGGAUGCAUUCUUAGUAAAGCAGUGGGGUCUAAAAUACGCAGUGGAUGCUGCCUGUACCAUCCUCAAGGUCGAUCAAAUAAUCAUGGCCAAACGCGCAGGUGGACCGAAACCCCCAGCAGGACAACACAAUCACAACAGCGACGAUGAGUCAUAAAGUCAUAUUACCCUUCGUAAUUUUUUUACAUCGUUAUACUCGCGAAAAUGAAUUCACACGCUUUGUUUAAUAAGAUAUACAUAUUGAAGAGAUUCGUUAUGUACCUCCUCAUUUCCCACGAUUUUCACUGCGGUGUCAUUGGAUUAAAAUUUUUUUAUUCAGCAAAAUGAAAAUUUCCACUGAUCUCCAUUGUCACGAAAAUUCAUACGGAGCAUUUCAAAGUUAAAUAAAAUUAAUAAUUUCACAAGAA